Molecule: messenger RNA, 2262 nt
Organism: Elgaria multicarinata webbii
Lineage: Eukaryota; Metazoa; Chordata; Lepidosauria; Squamata; Anguidae
Gene: B3GALT1
Product: beta-1,3-galactosyltransferase 1
Exons: 5
Coding region: 615-1595 (326 amino acids)
Cellular component (GO): Golgi membrane
Molecular function (GO): N-acetyl-beta-D-glucosaminide beta-(1,3)-galactosyltransferase activity
Source: RefSeq, a predicted model, not a curated record
GGGAGCUGCGCUGAAGCCUCCGCGCUGCCAGCUGGGCGAAGGCUGCCGAGCCCCGCCGCUGCCGAGUCAAGUAUGGCAGAGAAUGAAGAACCAUUGGCAAUAUGGAUGCUGCAAUGCCAUGACAAGACGUCAGAUUCUUAAACAGAAAAACAGAAUAUCUUGAAAAGCUGGGUCCACCCUUGAGCAAGAUCAUCAAGCAUUCUCAGUUCAAAUUCAAGAUGGCAGCAGCUAUGCCAAGGAGAAUUUCAUGAGAAGACAAGUCAAAUGAUGCACUUCUGAAAUAUAAAGAAGUGGGAAGGAAGAAACACCACUGCGUUCAUGAUUUAAUCUGCUGUUGACUACAUAGUGGGGAUCUUUGAACAGACUCUGCUCUAUGCUGCUAUUAAUAUGAAAUAACAUGUCAUUAAAGAAAUGGAGGCUGCUACCACACAGGAGAAGGCACUCGGUUCGGGCUUAAAACCUUCUCACUUAGCUCCAUGAACAAGCACCAAGUCGCUUUUCCAUGUCGAACUUUAAGGUUUGAAAAUUUAACAUGCUGCCUCUGCAGGACCCAGAGAUGGUAAUGGUAAGAGGGCUAAUUGUUCAUUCUGCUGAAUAGAACUGCUCCAGGAACAAUGGCUUCAAAAGUCUCUUGUUUGUAUGUCCUGACAGUUGUUUGUUGGGCAAGUGCACUUUGGUACCUAAGUAUCACACGUCCCACUUCGUCCUACACAGUCCACAAGACUUACGACAGCAUCUCCCUGGCUAGAAAAAACGUCUCCUUUGGCAAUAUAAGGACUCGACCAAUAAAUCCUCAUUCCUUCGAUUUCCUCAUAAAUGAACCGGAGAAGUGCGAGAAGAACGCCCCCUUUCUGGUCAUUCUCAUCAGCACAACCCACAAGGAUUUCGACGCCAGACAAGCCAUUCGAGAGACGUGGGGGGAUGAGAACAACUUCAAAGGCAUCAAGAUUUCCACGCUCUUUCUUCUGGGGAAGAACACAGACCCCGUGUUAAACCAGAUGGUGGAGCAAGAAAGUCAGAUUUUCCAUGACAUUAUCGUGGAGGAUUUCAUUGACUCCUAUCACAACCUGACUCUCAAAACAUUGAUGGGAAUGAGGUGGGUGGCCACCUUUUGCUCAAAAGCCAAGUACAUCAUGAAAACAGACAGCGACAUUUUUGUAAAUAUGGACAACCUUAUUUACAAAUUGCUGAAACCCAACACCAAGCCAAGACGGAGGUACUUUACUGGCUACGUGAUCAACGGAGGCCCAAUAAGGGAUGUGCGUAGCAAAUGGUAUAUGCCUAGGGACUUGUAUCCCGAUAGCAACUAUCCACCAUUUUGCUCAGGUACAGGCUACAUUUUUUCAGCUGAUGUAGCCGAGAUGAUUUACAAAACCUCCCUCCAUACUAGACUUCUUCAUCUGGAGGAUGUGUAUGUGGGACUGUGUCUGAGGAAGCUUGGCAUCCACCCUUUCCAAAACAGUGGCUUUAAUCACUGGAAGAUGGCAUACAGCCUGUGUAGAUAUCGGCGUGUUAUCACGGUGCAUCAGAUAUCACCCGAGGAAAUGCACAGGAUUUGGAAUGACAUGUCAAGCAAGAAGCAUCUCAGAUGUUAGGACUUUUUACAGAUGUAAAUACUUUGUUUCUUGGCUUUCGUUUGCCAUCUGAGUAGAGAGGAAAUGGAGAACUUCUCAUUGGACAAUGGGAUGUUAACUAUCCAGGAGGGGGAGUCUUCAAUAUGUUGCAUUUGGUUGGUCUUUACAGCUUUGACAUCUGGUUUACAAAUUGCAGGCUCUGUUCAUAAUGGUCUUAUUUAUACCAGUCAAAAAGGCUAUCAAGUGACAUCUGUCUUGUCCAGUCUCGCAAUUGUCUGCCCAAGAGGGCAAAUGACACCCACCCACCCAAAAAAGUUGUAAAAUCUAUUCCCAUUAAGCAUCUGGAAUAGGAACCAUCCUUUAAAGCAAGGGUCAGCAAUCUGAGGGUCCUUAGAGCUCUUUCACAUAACCUACAAAUUUUGGGGAAAUCCCAAGGAACCCAGUCUCUCUCUCUCUCUCUCUCUCUCUGUGUCUCUCUCUCUUUUAAAGGACCUUCAUGUUCACUGAAAUGAAUUUCAAUGUGUAAAGCUAAGUAGUAGUAGUAUGGCUUUCUGUUCCAAAUUAGAUGUUAUUCCCUCAGGGAACACCGAAGAUCCAUUUCAAAUGUUGAGUUUACUGCUAGCGCAAAGAGGGUGGUCAUGUAUCUGUUAAUGCUAGGCAGAGCCCUGCAGCUUUAACUGUUGUGAUG